GUUUUCCGGAGCAAAGGAAAAACCAACAGGGCGAGGUCUCUCUGGAGUCUGGAGUCGUGACUGUGCGUGCUGACGAAUUGUUGAAUUGAAGGGUAUUUGGCACUGGCUGGAAACAUAUUUUUGGUGCUUUGAAUAGCUUAAUUCAGAAAUGAGUCAAAAGGGGUUGAUUUACAGCUUUGUCGCCAAAGGAACAGUUGUUCUUGCAGAGCACACACCCUACUCUGGCAACUUCAGUACCAUAGCUGUCCAAUGCUUACAGAAGCUGCCAUCAAAUAGCAGCAAGUAUACAUACUCGUGUGAUGGCCACACCUUCAACUUCCUCCUUGACACUGGAUUUGUUUUUCUUGUUGUGGCGGAUGAAUCAAUGGGGAGGAGUGUACCUUUUGUGUUUCUUGAGAGAGUGAAGGACGAUUUUAAAAAGCAGUACGGUGCCAGUAUCAAGACUGAUGGGUCUCAUCCACUUGCUGAUGAUGACGAUGAUGAUGAUUUGUUCCAGGACCGUUUUAGCAUUGCAUACAAUCUUGAUCGGGAAUUUGGACCAAGGCUUAAAGAGCAUAUGCAGUAUUGUAUGAACCAUCCUGAUGAGAUGAGUAAGCUGUCCAAACUGAAGGCUCAGAUUACAGAAGUCAAAGGCAUAAUGAUGGACAAUAUUGAGAAGGUUUUGGAUCGAGGUGAGAAGAUCGAGUUACUUGUGGAUAAAAGUGAAAACCUUCAGUUCCAGGCUGACACCUUCCAGAGGCAAGGGAGGCAACUUCGUCGGAAGAUGUGGCUUCAAAACCUUCAAAUGAAGUUGAUGGUUGGAGGUGCUAUUCUUGUUCUGAUCAUCAUCUUCUGGCUCAUAGCAUGUGGAGGUUUUAAAUGUUGAUUGUUGAUCGCUUUUUGUGGAGGGUAUAACAUUUGGCUUGAAAACAUAUUGUUAUCUGUCCUUUGUAAUGUACAAAGUGUUGGUACUCUGCUGUA
Molecule: messenger RNA, 960 nt
Organism: Coffea arabica (coffee)
Lineage: Eukaryota; Viridiplantae; Streptophyta; Magnoliopsida; Gentianales; Rubiaceae
Source: RefSeq, a predicted model, not a curated record